AUGUCGACCCCAUCGAAUGCGUCGCCGGAUACUACUAUACUAGAUGAACACGAACAUGAAAGCGCCCACACUGCCACAAGCGGGCAUUCGUCAGAGGCGGACGAACGGCCUAAAUCAGAGGAUGUACCGGGUGUACAAAACGGAGAGGACGUGAAGCCGGAGUCACAAGACGGCGAAAUCAAGCAGGAGGCCGUACCGCUGACACCCGAAGAAUCUGUCGGAAGCCCACAGUCGUCGAGCUCAUCCACCACCCGGCCACCAAACGACGGGCGUCGGGAAAAUGGCAACGACGAAAAGGCUGUCAUCGCUGACACCUCCUCGCGAAGCAGUGAUAAUGAUUCCGCUAAAAUCACCGAGGGAAUGGCGCGCGCAACAUUGAACGACUCUGGAAAAGGAACGUCGCAGCCUGUCGGUUAUACACCACCCCCCUCUGUCAGCGAAAUCAUCAAACCCUAUGAAACGGUCCAGUUCUGCAGGAGGCCCGGCUAUGUUAAUCCGGCAGUUGUCACUCCCGUUAAAGCCUACAGCAAUCACUUUGAAUUGAAGACUCCAGUUUCCAUCGAUUUUAUGCUAUACAACGUUGAAGUCAAUAUGCAUGACGGCCGUCAGUGGAAGCAAUUGAUCAAACGCGAGGACGUCGCCCCAAUUUUCUGGAAGAUUGUCAAGCAGAACAGCGAUGUCUUCCUAACGGAAACCGCUCAGAUCAGUCGCCAUCAUAUUUUCCCGACGAACUACAUUUUCAAUGACGUCAACCUUUAUAUAUCAACCCUUGGCAACGGCAUCUGCGCCUGGGCCGGUCUUCAUGCGGCGCUGAAGCUCAACCUCAUGCACCGGUCUCCCCUCGUCAAUGUUGAUUUGACCUACAAAUUCUACUACAAGGCCGGGAACUCUCUUCUUCAGCAGUGCUUUGAGUACCUGGAAAAUACCCGUGGGCAAACGGAAUUCUGCGAAAACGAGUUCAGGCACCGGAUGAUGAAACCGAUGGCUAUUCGGAAGCUGGUAUCGCUCUUGAAGGGCCUCGAGGUCAUCUCGAAUCUGCCGGAUCGUGGACCCAGGCCAUGCAAAGUGUUCAACAUUGUACCCCAGGCUACCGCACGGAAUUUCUUCUUUGAG
Molecule: messenger RNA, 1113 nt
Organism: Mesorhabditis spiculigera
Lineage: Eukaryota; Metazoa; Nematoda; Chromadorea; Rhabditida; Rhabditidae
Source: the annotation of a GenBank genome assembly